Oreochromis aureus is the source of this 4761-nucleotide messenger RNA. RefSeq names its product Abelson helper integration site 1 (gene ahi1). Gene Ontology annotation, molecular function: protein binding. Gene Ontology annotation, cellular component: ciliary basal body. Gene Ontology annotation, biological process: motile cilium assembly. The transcript is spliced from 27 exons. The coding region runs from base 211 to 3855 and encodes 1214 amino acids. The record is from RefSeq and is a predicted model, not a curated record. NCBI's taxonomy places the organism in Eukaryota, Metazoa, Chordata, Actinopteri, Cichliformes, Cichlidae.
UUGUUGACUUGGAAACCGUCGAAGCGUUGUUGUUAAAGAUGGAGGACAGCACAAUCACUGCAGAGUAGAUACAUGCGCUAACCCUCGGCCAACUCUUCUGCUUCUUAUACAUACUUUUACGGACUGCUACUGUGGAGCGAGAAUGAGAGUCUUCAGUCCUGGAUUAUUCUCAUUUUGCGCUCGGAAAGAGAAACAUCACGCUGUCUGAGAAUGCCAGCAGGUGAGAGUGAAGACCGGGCAAAAACCCGGGAAAGAUUUAAUGAGGUCUUCAAGAAGUACACUGAAUCUGAGAAGAAAAAGUUGAAAAAGAAAAGCACUGAAACACCAGAGACUAUUGUGCUUCAGAAUCUAAAAAAAAAUCUCAACCUUGAGAAGGACACAGAAGACAAUGAGACCGUCCUCCAGAACACAUAUGACCCAGAAGAGGGCAGCCCUCACUACACUAAGAAUAAAAGAAGGGAGAGAGAAAUAGCAGGGAAGGUUAAUUUUAACAACAAUAGAAACCAAGAUGAGAUUAAAACAUCAAAAUCUAAAAGAAAAAGUAAGAGGGACCUUCCCUCUCCUCCUACGCCCGAGGACAUCGGAAGUCACAUCCAAGAGGAUGCAAAUGCACCAAAGCCUGAAAUUCCAUUGGAUCCAGAUGAUUCUGUAGGUGGAAAGGCCCCAAAGCAGAAAAAUAAAAAGGGAAAAAGCAAAGGAGAUACAGAGGCUAAAGAAGCAAGCCAGGUGGAGGACACAGAAGAUAAUCUAUUGCAUGAAUACCAGCAAAAGAUAGUAAAGGAGGAGCAGAGGACUUCAAGGAGGACAAGGGUCAAAGGAGAAGAUGAGAGUGCUGUCUCGCAAAGUGUUACGCUUAGCAAUGAUGUGGGGAAGAAGAAAAAGAAAAAGAUGAAAUCUGUAGUCACAGAUUCAGAUGCAGGGGAUCAAGAUGAAGAUACAGACCUGGAUGCUGAAGUGGAAAAUGAAACAGAAUCCAAGGGAAAGAAGAAAAAGAAGAAGAAAAAACAUGUUGUCAAAGAACAGAGUGAAGCGGAGUCAGAAGCACCUCAGAAACCAGUUUUUGAUGACAACCUUGUUCUUGGAGUGUACAUUCACAGAACAGACCGCCUCAAGACCGACUUGAUGAUUUCACACCCCAUGGUGAAGAUCCACGUCGUUGAUGAAGCCACAGGGCAAUAUGUGAAGAAAGAAGACUGUCAUCGCCCCGUAUCCUCAUUUUAUGAACAGGAAAACGUUGACCACGUUCUCCCCAUCAUGACCCAGCCUUAUGACUUCAAGAAGAACAAAUCAGUCAUCCCUGAGUGGCAGGAGCAGAUCAUCUUCAAUGAACGUUUUGGCUACUUUGUUCAACAACAUGACGAAGGCCCCAAAGUCAUACUGUUCUUUGAAAUCCUUGAUUUUGUGACUAUGGAAGAAGCAAGAGCCAACAUUGAUGUUGACAAGCAUGACCGAGGUUUCCGAAAGAUUGCCUGGGCAUUUCUGAAGCUUGUUGGCACAAAUGGUGUGCUGAAUAUUGACAGUAAACUUCGUCUCCAGCUCUUUUGCCCUCCACAUCGGGCAAAGAGCCAACCUAAAACAGUUGAGGUGGUUGAAUGGUGGAGAAAGUACCCAAGAACCAAAUAUGCAUCUACCCUUUAUGUUACAGUAAAAGGCAUUAAACUCCCUGAGCAUGUGGACCCUAGUAUUCGGUCUAUGAUGGCACUGCAGGAGGAGAGAGGCAGCACCUCCUAUAGUGAACUGCAGAAUGAGAUCACCAAGAGAAGUCUGACACAACCUCUAGACAGCAAACCUCCAAUCCUGAGAUGGAGCAGGCUGCCUGGUCAGAUCUGUCGAAUUCCUAACAAGCCAAUGCUGGCAUUUCGUGGGGGUCAGAUGGGCUGUUUCACAGUACUCUUUUCUCACGCUGGAACCAUACUGGCUGCUGCUUGUGCUGACAAAGAUGCGUUCCCUGUUGUAGUGUAUGAGAUUCCCUCUGGCAAGGUUUUGGCUGCCUUCAAUGGUCACCUCAAAAUAGUGUAUGAUCUCUGCUGGUCCAGAGAUGACCGCAGCCUUUUGUCUGCCUCCUCUGAUGGAACUGUCAGAGAGUGGAAUGUAGAGAGGCUUCAAGUAACAGCCCAGAAGGUGCUCCCUCAUCCAUCGUUUGUGUACAGUGCUCGGUACCAUCCUACAGCCCAGAACCUGGUGGUAACUGGGGGCUACGACUGCCUGAUACGAGUGUGGAGAGUUGAUGUCGGUGAUGUGAAUGGCCAGCUGCUGCAGGAGUUUGAGGGUCACAGCAGUUUCAUUAACACAGUUUGCUUUGACUCCGAAGGUCGAAGAAUGUUUUCUGGAGACAACAUGGGCCUCAUAAUUGUGUGGAAAACCUCAGUAAAUGACAGCAGGCAGCGGCAGCAGCCAUGUCGCCACUGGUGUAUAGAGAGGAAAAUUGAUGAGAGUGAUCUCAGUGGUAUCCCCAUCAACAUGCUGCAGCUCCAUCCGAAUGGGCGGUGCCUGCUCAUACAUGCCAAAGACAGUGUACUGAGGAUGAUGGAUUUGAGAAUUCUGGCUGUAAAGAAAUACACUGGAGCCAUUAACUACAGAGAGAGGAUUUACAGUACUUUUACACCAUGUGGGAACUUCAUCUUUUCUGGCAGUGAGGAUGGGAUGGCGUAUGUCUGGAAUACUGAUACAGGUGAUCAAGUUGCAGUAUAUUCAGAGCUUUGUUACCCCACGGCUCUCCACGGCGUGUCAUUUCACCCCUACGAGAACAUGGUAGCUUUCUGUGCCUUCGGUCAGAGCCAGCCUGUCCACGUGUACCUGUAUGACCGCAAAGUUUCCCAGAUGGAGGUGCGCAGUAUAAAAGCAGCAAGCAGAUCAGCUUCUGAAGAUAUCAGAACUGUUAUAAACACACCUGACCCUCUAGCUUUGCAGGACACAUCUAUUUCUGCAGCCAUGGAUCAGUUUGCCCAAGCAACAAGACUUGCACUGAAAAUGCAGUGUGUGAAGGAACAACUGGACUCAGUUCUGGAACCACGUCAAAGAUCUUCUGCUUCUGGAUUCAUUUAUGAGCAAGAUAAAUUAAGCAGUACUCACACAGGCCGGAGCUUCACAUCAGAUGUUGGCACAACAGGAUUAAAUGCCUCACUCCCACCUCCAUCUCUCCUGUCACCACACUCCAGACUGAAGCUUACUGGAGCUCUGGCAGAGCAGCUUAUCCCACAGGCUUCUCUGAGCACUCAGCCCCGUGGGUUCAGUCCUGUCGGUCAUCUUCUAAAAGGUGCUUCAUCUUUUAGACUACAGACGACUCUUUUUGACCACGUCUCUUCAGGGAUCCACGUAGAAACAGAUUCUGCACCUGUUCAGCAAGUAGUUGUUUCUCUUUAUGAUUACAAAGCAAAUCGCUCUGAUGAAUUGACCAUUCGCCGUGGUGAUGUCAUCCAAGUACUGUACAAAGACAACGAGAACUGGUGGUUUGGACGCCUUGAAAACGGGCAGCAGGGAUAUUUUCUUGCUUCUUACGUAGCAGAUCAGAGAGGUUACAAUGAAGAGGUGACUCACAUGGCUUUGUCUAAAGAGCCUGAUGAGAGGUCAACACCCACUAGGGUGUCUGCUGCUAUUAGUUCUUCUGGAGAACUUAGGUUUCUUUCCGAGCCGACGCUUUCCGACACAGAACCUGAGAUGGCAGUUACUAGAAGUAGAAGAAAAAAGAAGGUGAAAAAACCACGAGUCCCUGCAGCUUCCUCUCAAGCCACGUUUUCAGAUGCAGACGCAUCAGCGUCGACCAGUAGCACCAGGAGGAUAGGCAGAUCAGCAGGGCGACCUCUGCCAAAGAGGCCAACAGACCACACAAACGGUGCCUUUGAGCCUGAUCCAUAAACUCAUGGAAACAAACAGCAACCGUAUGUCUGCUUUAUUCUGAUUUUUAUUUCAGCUGUGAUCUAUUUUUUACUUUUUUUUGUUUGUAGAUAUUUUUUUAGUUUUGAAAAGUCACAGUUUGUAUUGCACCUAAUACAGAUUAAAUUUGUUAAAUAUGUUUAUAAAAAUAUUGUAAUUGUAUAAUGCUGAUAAACAUAUUUUUUGUACAUUGAGUAUUUUGAAUAACUUAUCUAUGUAAGAAAACAGAUAAUACUGUGUAAAUGUAUGUAAUAUUGUAAUUCCACUUGAUUACCCUGGAAGAGAUUUAAAAGUUUUACAUAUAUAUAUAUUUCUUCACAACAUAAAAAAAAUCCUUUAUAGUUUUAUUUCCAUUUUUAUAAUAAGCAGUCUUUGCAGUCCCUUAUAUUGUCACAUUUGAAUGCUAAUGUACAAAAAAUGAGUGAAAAAACCUCAAUAUCAGUGUUAAAUAAAUCUAUAAUGCAGGCAGAAAAGAAGGUAAAACAUUCAACAUUUCUAACUGCAGUGAAAUCUGCAAUAAAUUCCCUGUUUGAAGAAUUAGCACAGUAUGAAAGGUUCAUUACGACCUGUAUAACUGUUAUAUAACAUGAUUUUUAGAGGUAAUCGGAUGUUGAUGAAACAUUUACAUUCAGAUGCACCACCUUAAAUCAGUACACGUGCACUGCUUUACUUUUAAGCCACUGGCCAUAAAAACUCAUUCUUACUAACCAAACUGUGGGUGGCUGGUGUUAUUGUGUGUGAGUCAUCAUGGCAGUGUUGGAGAAACUAUUACAAGGCAGUUUAAAGUACUUUGGCAGGUGUUCGUGUCUGUGGAUACCUGCAUGGGAGUCUAACUUGUUGUUUACAUUUUAAUGUGCAUGUUGUUCCCCAAAUAAAUGAUCAAAUAUA